This is a messenger RNA of Miscanthus lutarioriparius, 1224 nucleotides long. The record is from the annotation of a GenBank genome assembly. Lineage: Eukaryota; Viridiplantae; Streptophyta; Magnoliopsida; Poales; Poaceae.
AUGGCCGUCCGCCGCAGGACCGCGGCGGCCGCUGCCGGGGACCCGCCUCCGCAGGCGCCACCGGCAGAUGCGGCGGCGGCGGCGGCGGCGGUGCCAGACGAACCGGUUCUCCGGCCGCCGAACCUGCGCGUGGCCGCUGUGGCCGCGGCGCUCUUCCUCGCGCCGUUCUCGUACCUCGCGUUCGUGCACUACCCGCUGGGCGCCGAUCUGCAGCGAUCCAUCCUCAAAUGCGGCGCCAUGAGCCUCGUUGGCUUCUGCGUCGCGCUCAAGCUCAUCCCUGUCGCAGCCCGCUACCACCUCCGCCGCCGGAUGUUUGGCUACGACAUCAACAAGAAAGGCUUGCCCACGGGCCAAAUCAAAGUGCCUGAGGCACUUGGUCUUGUUGUGGGGAUUGUCUACUUGGUCAUUGCUAUUAUAUUUCAGCAGUUUCACUAUGCCCCAGACUCCAUUUGGCUUGUUGAAUAUAAUGCAGCAUUGACAUCAGUCUGCUUUAUGAUUCUUCUUGGAUUUGUUGAUGAUGUUCUUGAUGUUCCAUGGAGAGUGAAACUGGCGUUGCCAACGUUUGCAGCACUCCCAUUGCUGAUGGCAUAUGCUGGUGGCACUUCCAUCAUCAUUCCAAAGCCUUUAACUCCUUAUGUUGGACUAACGGUUUUGGAACUAGGUUUAUUUUACAAGCUAUUCAUGCUCUUGUUAGCAGUCUUUUGUACAAACUCGAUAAAUAUACACGCUGGCCUAAAUGGACUUGAAGUUGGGCAGACAGUUGUUAUAUCUGCUGCGGUUUUGAUACAUAAUGUUAUGCGCAUAGCAUCUUCUACAGACAUUGAAUCUCAGCAAGCUCAUGAAUUCUCUAUUUAUCUUGUCUUGCCUUUCCUAACCAUUUCAUUAGCUUUGCUAGCUUUUAACUGGUAUCCUUCAAUUGUUUUUGUUGGUGAUACCUACACCUAUUUUGCUGGAAUGGCUUUGGCUGUGAUAGGAAUUUUGGGACAUUUCAGCGAGACGUUAUUGCUCUUCUUUUUACCUCAAGUUCUUAAUUUCUUGUGUUCAGUCCCACAGCUCUUUCACUUUGUUCCAUGCCCAAGACAUAGGUUGCCGAGGUUUGAUCCUGAAACGGGUCUUUUGACUGGUACAAAAGAUGGGAAUCUGGUUAAUAUAUUCCUUAGGUUAUUUGGAAAGUGCUCAGAGAAGGCCCUUUGCAUAAGGCUCCUUAUUUUUCAGAUCUCGUGA